Messenger RNA from Orbilia oligospora ATCC 24927, 2334 nucleotides. RefSeq lists its product as uncharacterized. The coding region runs from base 1 to 2334 and encodes 777 amino acids. Lineage: Eukaryota; Fungi; Ascomycota; Orbiliomycetes; Orbiliales; Orbiliaceae. The transcript is spliced from 3 exons. The record is from RefSeq and is a predicted model, not a curated record.
AUGUCAUCACCCAUCGGUCCUCGGAGAAUCUUACACUCUCGCACCUUCAACGACCGAACCAGUCUGGACGCUAUCACCGAAUACACAAGGAACAAACUCUUGGACCGUGAAAGGCAAUACCCUUCGACGUAUAAUACACCAACAGUAGCUUCAUCCUUUGACGGUCGGGGUAGCGGUCCUGCGUCCACAGCAGACGGUGGUGAAAGGAGUCAUAGUCCGGCGCACGAAGUUCACUGUUGUUGCGGCCAGAAGACCUGCGAGGCGAGGGUGAAGAACAUCUCGGUGCUGUCCGAAUUGGAAGAGAACUUGCAGACCGCUGCACAGCUUGGACAGGCUCUCCUACGCCAAGCUGAUGACGCCGAAAGGAUUCGGUCCGACAUGGCUUCGAAAAUCAACAGACUCGAAGAAUUGAACAAGCAGUUAGAAGUACAGAAUACAUCGAGUAUAGAAAAGAACCGGGAUCUUUUAAAUAAAUGGGCUGACCCCUCGGAAUGUGUUGUCCGACAAACCCAACAGUCAUUAGAAACCUUGAACGAAUCCGUCACACAGGCCGACUCUAGGCUUAGGGAACUUACAGCCGACCUUGAUGAUACCAGGGCAGAACUUGACCGUGUUAGCGCCAGGGCCGCCCGUGCCGAAAUCCUUGAAGCCCAACUUACUGUCCUUGAGACAGAACAGGAUGACCUUAGGAGGAACCUCUCCAUAACUCUGGAAGAUGAACGAAAUGCUGCUGUAAGGUGGCAGAAGGCCGAGAGGCAGGUCGAGGACCUGCAGGAUGAAUACAAUAAAUUGGAAUCCGAGUAUAUGCAGGAGAAAAUCAAGACACAGAAGUUAGCCAACAAGAUAGCUUCCAGAAAAUCGAUAAGGGGCCUCCACUUCCCGGCCGACAAGAUGGAGGGCGCGGCUAUAUCGAAUUUCAUGAAGGAGAUUCUUCAGGAUAACCAACAAUUACAAGCUGGGACGACUGAAUUGCGUCAGAUGUUGAUGAUUGCCCAGGAUGAGAUUGGCGCUUUGAGGGAACAAGUUCUGCUUACACAGCGGCCGGAACCAAACGAACUUGGGCGAUCGCCGCUUUCGUACGAAUUCGAUGGUUAUGGGAGGCUUUCACAGGAACUGCACGUCCAUCACCACCAUCACGUACUAACACCAAAGGAAAAGGGAAGCAUACGUAAGGUUAAGAGGAGGGUUAAGGCUCCGCAAGCGAGGAAUCCACCAUCUUCGAGUCCUUUACCUCCCGCUUGGGCUGCCUUUGAGCAAACUACUCCAUCAAAACGAUCAUCCGUUCAGACCAGUGCUUUUGGUGGACAUACUCGAAAUUCGUCAGUCCCAAAUACGGUCAUCUCAGAAACCGCCCCGUCAACAUAUCGAGACUCUUCAAUUUUCGACCCUAGUUUUAAUGUCGACGAAUCAAGGCCCACUAGUGCAGGGUCGAUGGGGGCAGGAAUGCCUAUCAGUCCAAUUAAUGUCGAAAAGAGGCGAGGGCAUGGGAGAAACCAUUCGAGCUUCAACCCGCCACCUUUCUCUGUCUUGAGCGAAGAGGAAUUUCAAGACGUUCACCCACCUGUUGAGUCAAUGGGCGAAUCAGUAGGGGAUCUUUCUCCUGCUGAAGAAAGCGAGCCUGCCUUGCAAGAUUCUGGGGAUUUACCCCAGUUCGAAAUCGAUUCUACCCCACAGAACGAGGAGGAGGAAGAGGAAGAGGAAGAGGAGGAAGGAGAUGUCCCUGAUGCCUUCGAACUUAGCAUGCCUUCUCCAUUCCUAGCUACUACUAUCCCCGGUAGGCGACUUGUUCGUUCAGCUUCACACGAAUCUCUUCUUGCUCCCGAAACAGAGCCUAUUGACAUAUUUGGCACACCAAAAGGAGAAAAAGCCCCAAUCUCUAUUACCUCAACCUCAAAUGCAUUCAAUGCGCUGCAGGCAGUUAUAACUCCUGCGACAGCUCAGAAUACACCAGCCAGGUACAGCUCGCAAACAUACACGCGCCUUCUUCUUUCUUCAAAUGCGCCCAAAACUCCACCAACACCGCCAAAACCACAGCGUGGGGUCGGCUCUUGGUUUUGGAAUAGAUUUGGGUCUGGAUCUAAAGCCCCAGAAUCCGCAUCAUCGAGCCUGGCCCGUCACGUUGAAGUGACCGAUGAUAGCAGCAUCACUACCAUUAGCGAUAAUGGCGCGGAAGGAUCUACCAAAUCCGCCGCUAGCUCGAUCAAAAACAUUUCCGUUUCACCAUCGAAGAAACUUCUUAAACCACCAACUAGUCUGAUGCCUAGGAAGUCCGCACCCAUCGUUCUUGCGACUCCCGUCGAUGAAGAAUCUUUGGCAGAAGUAUUGGCUGAGUAG